AUGUUACUAACAACGUCAACCACUAGUACUACAAAUGCCACAUUAAACAAGAGAAUUGCGAUUGCCGCUGUCUUCUUCUUUGUGAUGAAUGGAAUAUUGAUAGCAAUUUACUUGCUAUUGCCCAAUUUUGAGCAAGUGACGCUCGUCAUCAACCAAUCGACGCGUUCAUCAUCUGACGCUCGUCGGAUCAUCCGAAUGGUACACAUCUCGUUUGCUUGUCUCUCCUUUGUGUCAAAUCUCGCGGGCGCACGAUUUUGUUGGAAAAGUCGUGUCCUCUCGAAAACAACUUUUUAUUUAUUGUUUACCGGCUCGAUAACUCGAUGUCUCUACUCGAUGAGCUCUUUCAAUUUCUACUAUUGCUACUUUGCCGAUUUAUAUUCUUUUCUUCUCAAAUGCCCCGAACAGCUAUUUUUGGCGCGUACUUUAUGGGGUCAAAUGUUUUUUGCCCCAAUUGUGUACGUUUCGGGUUAUCUGCAGAUUGCCCUCUCACUGAAUCGUUUACUAGCCCUCUCCUUUGACGGUCUCCCAGUACAAAAAUCUCAAGAGUAUCCCUGGCUACAGGUGGUCGUGGCCUGCGUUUUGGGCUAUAUCACAAGAUUGUUGCUUUUGCCUUUUGGUAUUCAUGUCGCGAUGGUCUCUUCGACGAUCACUCUCGAUUUCAUGUUGAUUCACAAGCUGAUGAGGUUGAAAAAACAAGUGAAGGUGACUAGUGAACGAUUUCUAUUAGCACAGAGCAGUGACAAUCUACAUGUUGCGGAAGGUCGACAGAAAGACCAUCAAGGUCAGCAAUCGAGGUUGACGAGGGCU
This is a messenger RNA of Mesorhabditis belari, 807 nucleotides long. The record is from the annotation of a GenBank genome assembly. NCBI's taxonomy places the organism in Eukaryota, Metazoa, Nematoda, Chromadorea, Rhabditida, Rhabditidae.